Messenger RNA from Bubalus bubalis (water buffalo), 3880 nucleotides. It is a transcript of the gene FKBP5, whose product is annotated as FKBP prolyl isomerase 5. The transcript is spliced from 12 exons. The coding region runs from base 287 to 1660 and encodes 457 amino acids. The record is from RefSeq and is a predicted model, not a curated record. Gene Ontology annotation, molecular function: peptidyl-prolyl cis-trans isomerase activity; protein binding. Lineage: Eukaryota; Metazoa; Chordata; Mammalia; Artiodactyla; Bovidae.
CGCCGGGCGCUGCCCCGGGGAACUCGGGCCGCUUCGCGGGCGCUGCCAGUCUCCGGCGGCGGCGUCCGGCGCGCGGGCGGCCUGCUGGGCGGGCUGAAGGGCCGGCGGCGCGCGGCUGAGGCAGAGCGACAGAGCGGGCGAGCCGCCACGGCGACAGAACAGUUUCAAGACCAGUACACAGAACUUCCAGAUUCAUCAAUUGGUGUUGUAUACAUUUGUUCAAAUUUACCAAGCCGAAUAUUUAAGAUCCGUGCAUUUUAUGCAGGUUUUCUACUUUUAAAAAACAAUGACUACUGAUGAAGCUGCCAAGAACAAUGGAGAAAGCCCUGCAGCAGCUGUUGCUGAACAGGGAGAGGAUAUUACCUCCAAAAAAGAUAGAGGAGUAUUAAAGAUUGUCAAGAGAGUGGGAAAUAGUGAGGAAACACCAAUGAUUGGAGACAAAGUUUAUGUCCAUUACAAAGGGAAAUUGUCAACUGGAAAGAAGUUUGAUUCCAGUCAUGAUAGAAAUGAACCAUUUGUCUUUAGUCUUGGCAAAGGCCAAGUUAUCAAGGCAUGGGACAUUGGGGUGGCUACCAUGAAGAAAGGGGAGAUCUGUCAUUUACUGUGCAAACCAGAAUAUGCAUAUGGCUCGGCUGGCAGUCUCCCCAAAAUUCCCUCGAACGCAACUCUCUUUUUUGAGAUUGAGCUCCUUGAUUUCAAAGGAGAGGAUUUAUUUGAAGAUGGGGGCAUUAUUCGAAGAAUCAAACGGAAAGGAGAAGGGUAUUCAAACCCAAAUGAGGGAGCAACAGUAGAGAUCCACCUGGAAGGCCGCUGUGGUGGAAGGACGUUUGAUUGCAGAGAUGUGGGGUUCAUCGUUGGUGAAGGAGAAGACCACGACAUUCCAAUCGGAAUCGACAAAGCCCUGGAGAAAAUGCAGCGUGAGGAACAAUGUAUUUUAUAUCUUGGACCACGAUAUGGUUUUGGAGAGGCAGGGAAGCCUAAAUUUGGCAUUGAACCUAAUGCUGAGCUUAUAUAUGAAGUUACACUUAAGAGCUUCGAAAAGGCCAAAGAAUCCUGGGAGAUGGAUACCAAAGAAAAACUGGAGCAGGCUGCCAUUGUCAAAGAGAAGGGGACUGUGUACUUCAAGGGAGGCAAGUACAUGCAGGCGGUGAUCCAGUAUGGGAAGAUAGUGUCCUGGUUAGAGAUGGAAUAUGGCUUAUCAGAAAAGGAGUCUAAAGCUUCUGAGUCGUUUCUGCUUGCUGCCUUCCUGAACCUGGCCAUGUGCUACCUGAAGCUCAGAGAGUACACCAAAGCCGUGGAGUGCUGCGACAAGGCCCUUGGACUGGACAGUGCCAAUGAGAAGGGCUUGUACAGGAGGGGUGAAGCCCAGCUGCUCAUGAACGAGUUCGAGUCAGCCAAGGGCGACUUUGAGAAAGUGUUGGAAGUAAACCCCCAGAAUAAGGCUGCAAGACUGCAGAUCUCCAUGUGCCAGAAAAAGGCUAAGGAGCACAACGAGCGGGACCGCAGAAUCUAUGCCAACAUGUUCAAGAAGUUUGCAGAGCAGGAUGCAAAGGAAGAGGCCAGUAAAGCAAUGAGCAAGAAGACUUUAGAAGGGGUCACCAACGAAAAAGAAAUAGGAAGUCCGUCGAUGGACGAGCAGAAAGCCGAAGGGCACGUAUGACACCACGCCACGGAGGGAAGAGUCCUCACGAACUCGGCCCCUCCUCCAUGGGCUUUCACCCAACUCAGGACUAAACAGUGUUUAAUGUAAAGUUUGUUAUAGUCUAUGUGAUUCUGGAAGCAAACAGCAAAACUAGUAGCUUCCCAAAAAACCACCACCCUGCUGCUGCCCAGAGGUCUCAUCACGGGGGCGGCGUGGGACCACUCCAGGUGGAACAGAGCAGCGCCUGUCAGUGUGGAGAGUGAGCCAGCACCUUCAGUCCUGCUCAUUUCAGUUGAUGUCAACUUGCAAUAUCCAAUUCCGGGUCCCUUAAGAUCAUUCUAACAAUUGGGGGCUGUCUGUUAGGUUUUACAUUUGAUUGAACUUUAAUAGCACUGCAGAAACCUAGAAUUCAAUGCUUGAUGAGUUUCUUCUUUCCUAUAGUUGGGCAGGGGAGAGUUGAGGGUGGGGGAGGUUUUGUUUUCCAAAUGACUGAAGUGCUCUGAAUGCAAGCUGUUGGCGUUUUUAAUGAACAGAACCCACUGUAGAGGGGCCAGGUCCCGCUCAGGUCCACAGCAGCAUCACACACUUGAAAGCCAGAACCUCAGAGGCGUCUCGCUUGCUGACUUUGCCGCCUUAAUCAAGCAACCCCUCUGUGAGAGCGGUUUCUGCCCCUCAGCCUGUCCCCUGAGGGGGACCCUGUCAUUCCUAAAACACUCUUCCAUGAUGGUGAGCAGGAGGUUCUGGAUUAGCCUUCCCUGCUUUGGAUGAAGUUCUGAGACACUGAAAUGUGAAGAGAGCAGUCAGAAUUGUGCUUUUUCUUCCCUCCUCUGUCUGUUAGGAAAGAAUGCUGCCUCCAGUAAUGCCUGCUCCUUGCUACCGUUCAGUUUCUUACUUCCAUUCUGACCUCUCCUAUCAAGAAUUUCAGACUUGUUCUUAUAUCUUUGAGGUGGAGUGAGUUUUUAUUUAACCUAUCUAUCUAGGAUCCUUGAAGCAUUUUUUUGUUGUCUUUUUAAAAUUCCUGUCUCAUAAACACGUGUAUACUGAUAUAUGGAAGUUUAUUUACACUUUUUUUUUUUUUUUUUACUUUUUACUACUAAGUAGCUUAAUUUUUAAAAACAAAAUCUGUGAGGUUGAAAAAUCAUUGCUCUUCUACAUUAACCAUUUUCCUUGCAGGUUUGACAGGCUGUAGCUUUCUUUUCCUGCACUGAUCGCUGCUUUGUUCUGGUAUGAGUUGUGGAAAAGAGUUGAAAACAGCUUCCCAUGCAGGUACAUCUAGCCUAAAAUAUCCAGUACUUGGGCAUUGAAUUAGGGCAAGUCUUAAAUACGAACAUGUAGUUGAAUUUUAGUCCUUACGGGUAAGCAAGAUUAAGCAUGGCUUUCUAGUCCCACAGCCUAAGAAAUAAGAAACACUCAUAGGAAUGCAUUUGGCAACCCAAAAAACAUUUGUUUCAACCUAGAACAUCUCACCUUUUUAAAUCCUAAAAAACAGUGGCAAUUAUAUUUUAGAUUCAUUUUUAUUUUUAUGGUGGUUAUUUUAACAAAACACUUUUAUUCUUGGGUUAGGACCCAUGUUAAAAACAUAAAAAUAAAGUCAUUUCCUUUUUAUACCAGUUUUCGUCUCUAUGGAACAAAUGGAAUCGAGUUUCUCCUUUAAUGAUAACUAGAAUUCUUUUUAAUUUCUCAUGUACACAUUUGUCUUUUUUCAUGAGGUAUUUCUUUAAAAAGCCCCAAUCUCACCUAGAGAAUAUAAAGCAAAAGUUGAUUUUGCUUAUCUGCUUAACUGUCUAGUAUUUGUAGCUCUGUUGACUAGAGCAUGACUCCAAUGAGGCCAAGAUUGAAAUUAGAUCCUAAAAAGGCCAGUUAGAUUUUUGCAGGUAACAAGCAAAAUAGUAUUCCCAAAACUAGGUUCUCUUAGCCCACUGUCUCCCUAGUGUGUGUAAUAGGUCACGGGAACAGAAAAGAAAGUGUGUGGAGGGGAGAGAGGGGAAGGGGUGGGCAGGUGGUUCAGAGGAGACUAUUUUAAGGUGCCCAUCACCACUCAAGACAAAGAAACUUCACGUAUUCUUGUAUCAGAUUCAGUAAUUUUAAACAAUGUGUGUAGAAAUCAACUGUCUCUUAGACUGCAUUUGGAGUGGUGAGACAGAUGAAUUAAUAGCAGAUUGGUUUUUAAAACUAUACAGAUGUACUUUUUUGGUGUUCCUUAAAUAAAUUCAGAAAAACAAAUGUGAUUUCCCAUUA